GUGAAAGUGCCUUCAGCAUAAACAAAUCCAGAACUCUCCUAGGACAAAUCAUUUGCCAACUAAAGGAAAGGCCUGGGGGUUUAUGGUUUUGCUCGGAGCUAGAGGUGGAAACUCUCUGGAGGGACGAGCUGGACUAGGCAUCGGUGGAUGUCCCUGCAGCAAAACAAGGAUGGACGAGGACUCGCCAGAUGGGCUGCUCUUCAAGGACCAUGACUUCUCCUCCGACUUGCUGCGGCAGCUCAAUGGCUUAAGACAAAGCAGGAUCCUGACUGAUGUGAGCAUCUGCACCGGGGCCCAGGAGGUCCCCUGCCACCGCAAUGUGCUGGCCUCCAGCAGCCCCUACUUCCGGGCCAUGUUCUGCAGCAACUUCCGGGAGAACAGAGAGGCCAAAGUCCAGCUGAAAGGCAUCGCUUCCCCAACCCUGGACCAGAUUGUGUCCUAUGUGUACACAGGGGAGGUGCACAUUGCCGCCGACAACGUCCUUCCCCUGAUGGAGGCAGCUUCCAUGCUGCAGUACCCCAAGCUGUUUGAGGCCUGCUCCUCAUACCUGCAGAGCCAGCUGGCUCCCAGCAACUGCCUGGGCAUGCUCAGGCUCGCAGAAAUCCUAAGCUGCGAGACCCUCAAAAAGAAAGCCAGGGAGGUGGCCCUGACGUACUUCCCAGAGGUGGCCGCAUCUGCUGACCUGAAGGAGCUCUGCGCCUUGGAGUUGAGAGACUACCUCGGAGAUGACGGGCUGUGUGGGGAGGAGGAAAAGGUGUUUGAGGCCCUCAUGGCUUGGAUCAAGCACGACCUCCGGGCCCGGAAACGACAUGUGCAGGAACUGUUCGAGCAGGUCAGGCUCCAGUACAUCCACCCAGCCUUCUUCCACCACUUCAUCGCCAAUGACGCCCUCCUGCAAUCCUCGCCUGCGUGUCAGACCAUCCUGGAGACGGCCAAGAGGCAGCUGUUCUCUUUGUAUGGCACCAGCAUCCCAGACUGCAAACCCCUGUCGCAUGUCCCUCCAAGGAACUCUUACCAAGAUUUCCUCAUCCUCUUGGGGGGACGGAAGGACAGCCAGCAGACCACCAGGGACGUCCUGCUGUACAGCAGACAGACUGGCCAGUGGCAGAGCCUCGCCAAACUCCCCACCCGCCUGUACAAGGCCUCAGCCGUCACCUUGCACCGCAGCGUCUACGUGCUCGGGGGCAUGGCUGUCAGCUCAGGGAGGAGUCUGGUCAGCCACAACGUCUACAUCUUCUCCCUGAAACUCAAUCAGUGGAGGCUGGGGGAGCCCAUGCUGGCAGCCCGCUACUCUCACAGAAGCACUGCCCAUAAGAACUUCAUCUUCUCCAUCGGGGGCAUUGGGGAAGGGCAGGAGCUCAUGGGCUCCAUGGAGAGGUAUGACAGCAUCUUCAACGUCUGGGAGAGUAUGGCCAGCAUGCCAGUGGGGGUUCUCCAUCCUGCCGUUGCUGUGAAAGACCAAAGACUCUACCUCUUCGGGGGAGAGGACAUCAUGCAGAACCCUGUGCGCCUUAUCCAGGUUUAUCACGUUUCUAGAAACACGUGGUUCAAAAUGGAGACUAGAAUGAUCAAGAAUGUGUGUGCCCCUGCAGUGGUGCUUGGGGAGCGGAUCGUCAUUGUGGGAGGUUACACAAGGAGGAUUCUUGCCUAUGACCCUCAGUCCAACAAAUUUGUCAAAUGUGCGGACAUGAAGGACCGGACGAUGCACCACGGGGCCACGGUGAUGGGGAACAAGCUGUAUGUGACAGGCGGGCGGCGGCUGACCACAGACUGCAACAUUGAAGACUCAGCCUCCUUCGAUUGCUACGACCCUGAGACGGACACCUGGACAUCCCAGGGACAGCUGCCUCACAAACUCUUCGACCACGCCUGCCUCACUCUCCAGUGCAUACCCCACAUGUCCCCCCUUCCAUGAGGUUGGCGAGAAACCUGUCUCAGUCAAGAUGCCUUCUGCUGUAAGGCAAACCAACUCCAAAGAGCUCAACCCUAAAAGGAUUAGGAACAGGGAGGGCUCACAGGACUGAAGUACCAGAGCCUGGAGGCCUGGAACCAGGCAUAGUAUUGCCAGAACUAACUCUCUCAACUCUCUCUCUCUCUCUCCCUCCCAUCUCUGUCUUUAUCCUGUCUCUCUCCUACCCCCAUCUCCCUUCUCUCUCUCUCUUUCUCUCUCUCUCUCUCAACCCCCUUUCCUCCCUUUCUACCUCGUUUCUAUUAAGCUUCAUUCUACAAACAAGCUUCUUUAUCCACACAGGGUGAGGACAAUGAUGACUGAUAGACUCACAUCCCCUAGCUUUGCAUCUUCAGGAGAGCACUUUACCUUUAUCUAUAUAUUAAACCUAAAAACGAUGCUGACGGCCCUUUUGGAACUCCAUGUCUACCUCUGGAGCUGCUCCCUGUUGCCAGGGACUGUGCUGCUAUGACUGGCUAGUCCUGGAUCACGUCCCCAGGGGCAGAGGUGGGGUUAACUAUUGUGACUGACAGCCUAUCUAUUGUAACCAGAUAGAAGCAGGUCCCCAAAGGAAAAAAUUCUGCCCUGAAAAAAAAACCAUAUGUGCCCAGGGCAACACUGAAAUCUGGAACAGGAGGACGAAGAGAUCCAAGAGGGUCCCUGGAAGCACUUGGUCCAGGUGGCAGCGUGAGAAAUUGGCCACGACUGUGUUUCUUUGCGUUCUAUGGACGUAGUAUAUUGAAAUUCCAGAGAAGUAUGUGCAAGUCCGUAUCUAGUGUUUGUAAAAUUAUCCUGCACCGUCAGAAUAAAGUUUGUUUCUGGUGCCAAA
This is a messenger RNA of Lemur catta (Ring-tailed lemur), 2777 nucleotides long. RefSeq names its product kelch like family member 38 (gene KLHL38). The coding region runs from base 83 to 1915 and encodes 610 amino acids. The transcript is spliced from 4 exons. The record is from RefSeq and is a predicted model, not a curated record. Gene Ontology annotation, molecular function: protein binding. Lineage: Eukaryota; Metazoa; Chordata; Mammalia; Primates; Lemuridae.